Messenger RNA from Strongylus vulgaris, 479 nucleotides. The record is from the annotation of a GenBank genome assembly. NCBI's taxonomy places the organism in Eukaryota, Metazoa, Nematoda, Chromadorea, Rhabditida, Strongylidae.
AUGCUCUCGACAAUUGCUACAGAGCACGCAGGUGAUGCUCUCGACAAUUGCUACAGGGCAGUAGGAUCUUUUGGCGAUGAGGUGGGAAGUGAUGGAACUACGCAGUGUACAUCUACAGCGGGAGAACCAAAUUAUUGUUAUAAACUUGGCAAGAAUAAUCUUAUCCCGCUUACGCCUGAACAGGAAGCUGAUGAGAAUUUGAACCUUAUCUAUUCUAACAAAGAAAAGGAUGGAAUGUAUUGUCACUUCAGAUUGAGGAACGAAAAUGGGAAGAACGCCUUUGUUCCUUACAUGGACGAAAAUGAUCACAUAUUCUUAGCACGAGGAGUGGCAAAAGGUCUAAAAGCCCUUGAUCUUCAUGGUCUCAGUUCUGGUUCACCAAAUUCUGGCAAAGACAAAGCAGCAGAAAUAGGAGAGAGGGACCUCUCUGGGAAGGGUAAUGUUUUUAAGUUUCAAAAAGAUAUACUCACUUUGUGAUU